UCUACUAUAAUAGAAGUGUGUUUUACAAUGAUCCAUUGGCUGAACUAAAAUAAUUUUGAGGGUCCAGUGUGUGAUCAUUUCUAGUGGAGCUAUCUGUAAAUCUAAAAGGGCCAGAGAUGUGAUUUGCUCAUACAGUUUUUGUGUUCCCUUCUUUUUUUCACACAAGUUAAAAUUUCCAACACCUUCUCUAAACUCUCAUAUCCACUGUACAAUUAGUUAAUUUCUCAAAAGCAUAUGCAGAGAGCUUCUUAACUUUUAUGAGAGACUCCGAAGGAAGGGCAUUACUCAUCAUGGAGCUUCCUUCAAAUUUUCAAGUUAUGUUUCUUUUAGUCCUUAUCUUCGUUCCUCUCUGUGUAUCAUCACAUCCAGAAACUUUGCAAGAGAGUUUCGAUCAUUUUUCAUUGCCAGACAACUUUCUCUUCGGCAUGGCCUCCUCUUCUUAUCAGUUUGAAGGUUCUUAUCUUAGUGAUGGUAAAGGUUUGAGCAACUGGGAUAGGCAUACCCACACACCAGGAAAAAUAAUUGAUGGAAGCAAUGGAGAUAUAGCUGCGGACCAAUACCAUCUCUAUCCGGAAGACAUCGAUUUAAUGGACUCCCUUGGAAUCGACAGCUAUAGGUUCUCGAUUUCAUGGGCACGAAUUCUACCCAGAGGGAGAUUCGGAGAUAUCAACAAGGCUGGUAUUAGCUACUAUAACAAGCUUAUCGAUUCUCUCGUGCUUAAAGGAAUCCAACCAUUUGUGACAUUAGUUCAUUAUGAUAUACCUGAAGAACUGGAGGAGAGAUAUGGUGGAUGGCUAAGUCCUCGAUGCCAGGAGGAUUUUGGAUAUUAUGCAGAUAUUUGUUUCAAGAAUUUCGGAGAUCGAGUGAAGUACUGGACCACCUUCAAUGAGCCAAAUAUACAAACUAUUAAAUCCUAUCGAUCAGGUGAAUACCCACCAUGUCGCUGCUCCAGCCCUUUCGGAAAUUGCACUCAUGGGGAUUCAGAGAAGGAACCCUUUAUUGCAGCACAUAAUAUGAUUUUAGCACAUGCAACAGCAGUUGAUGUUUACCGAACUAAAUACCAGAAAGAGCAAGGAGGCAACAUUGGAAUUGUCUUAGAUUGCAUGUGGUUUGAACAAAUAAGCAAUUCCACAGCAGACAAGUUGGCCGCUGACAGAGCUCAAGACUUCUUCCUGAACUGGUUCUUGGACCCCAUCAUAUUUGGAAAUUAUCCCGCAGAAAUGUCUAAAAUUCUAGGGUCUACUUUACCGAAAUUUUCAAGUAAUGACAAAGAGAAACUGAAGAACGGACUGGAUUUCAUUGGCAUCAAUCAUUACACCAGUGAAUACGUCCAAGACUGCAUCUUCUCCGUCUGUGAACCCGGAACAGGAGCCUCCAGGACAGAAGGGCUUGCCCGGAGAAGCCAAGAAAAAGAUGGAGCUCCCAUCGGCAUACCUACUGAUGUGGACUGGCUGCAUUUUUAUCCACAAGGAAUGGAGAAGAUGGUUACCUAUAUAAAGAAGAGAUACAAUAACAAACCAAUGAUCAUUACAGAGAAUGGGUAUGGCCAGCAGAACAAUCCAAACCUCACUAUUGUUUGUCAUGAUAUAGAAAGGGUGGAGUUUAUGUCUAACUACUGGGAUUCCUUAUUGACAGCAAUGGAGAAAGGAGCAGAUGUGAGGGGAUAUUUUGCCUGGUCGUUGCUUGAUAAUUUUGAGUGGACAUAUGGUUAUACACAAAGAUACGGACUUUACCAUGUUGAUUUCACUACACUGAAGAGAACUCCAAAAUUAUCAGCUACUUGGUUCAAGGAAUUUAUAGCGAGGUAUAAGGUAGACAAAUCACAAAUGUGAGCUGUGAUGAGGACUGCUCCCCCUUGAACACAGAAGUUCACAUUCCGAAGGAUAUCCCCUCUGUGUAGCUCAAUUGGGAAAGAAAAUCCAGCACAUAUUACUAAUAUGUGUUGACCAAGAAUGACUCUAGAAGCAAAAUAAAAUCUUAGCAGAAUCUAAGUUUAUUUACGGUAUCAGAGUUUGUUUACUAUUGUUAUUCUAAUGGCUAUCUUUUAUGUAAUAAAAAAUCAAAUAUGCUUGGAAAAUAUCUUGCAAUUCUGUUUUUUCUUAUUAUAUAAAUAAACAUAUUGAAAUUCAAUAAA
This is a messenger RNA of Populus nigra (black poplar), 2134 nucleotides long. Its product is annotated as beta-glucosidase 46-like. Gene Ontology annotation, molecular function: beta-glucosidase activity. Lineage: Eukaryota; Viridiplantae; Streptophyta; Magnoliopsida; Malpighiales; Salicaceae. Bases 258 to 1832 code for a protein of 524 amino acids. The transcript is spliced from 12 exons. The record is from RefSeq and is a predicted model, not a curated record. Gene Ontology annotation, biological process: carbohydrate metabolic process.